UGUCGUUCGUCGGACGUCGUGUACCGGUUACCACUUUUUCUUUAUCUAAAAGACUGUAAAAUAGUUAUUUGUUCAGUUAUAUUUCACCAAAACAAAAUGCUUUCGGAGACGACGUUAACGCUUAUACAGAUACUAGAGAAAACUAUAUCACCGGAUCGAAAUGAAUUGGAUGCUGCAGAAAAAUAUCUUAACCAUGCAGCCCUCACAAAUUUUACAACAUUUAUCAAAAUGCUUUCUGACAUUCUGGUACAAGGUGGAAACAGUCAGGUGGCAAGAAUGGCUGCUGGAUUGCAACUUAAAAACCACCUAACAUCUAAAGAUCCCAUUGCAAAGCAGCAGUAUCAGCAGAGAUGGCUUGCUCUACCUGAAGACAUAAGAGUCUAUAUUAAGAAAAAUAUUCUAGCUGCUAUUGGCAAUGAAAGUAGUAGACCGAGUUCUGCAGCUCAAUGUGUUGCUUAUGUAGCUGUAGCGGAGCUUGCUGUUGGACAAUGGAAUGACCUUAUACCAAUGCUCCUGGAAAAUGUAGUCAAUGCCCAAUCAACUGAGCUGACAAGAGAAGCUAGCCUUGAAGCUAUAGGUUACAUCUGCCAAGAAAUAGAUGCUGAAGUUCUUACUGAACAAAGCAACCAGAUUCUAACUGCUAUAAUUCACGGUAUGAGAUCUACUGAGCCCAGCAACCAUGUCAGAUUAGCAGCAACUCAAGCUCUGUUAAAUUCUCUUGAAUUUACAAAGGCUAAUUUUGAUAAAGAGAAUGAAAGAAACUUCAUCAUGGAGGUUGUGUGUGAAGCAACUCAGUCCAAUGACAUGAGAAUUAGUGUUGCAGCCUUACAAUGUUUGGUCAAAAUAUUAUCUUUAUACUACCAGUACAUGGAGCCAUACAUGGGCCAAGCAUUGUUCCCUAUUACAUUAGAAGCUAUGAAAUCUGAUGUGGAUGAAAUAUCUCUCCAGGGUAUAGAGUUCUGGUCCAAUGUCAGUGAUGAAGAAAUUGAUCUUGCUAUAGAAAUGGUUGAGGCUUCUGAAGCAGGUCGUCCUCCAGUAAGAACAUCUAGAUUUUAUGCAAGAGGGGCACUGCAGUAUAUUGCUCCUGUGCUUAUGGAAAAAUUAACUAAACAAGAUGAUAGUGAUGAUGAGCUGGAAUGGAAUCCUUCUAAAGCAGCAUCAGUUUGUUUGAUGCUGCUUUCCAACUGUUGUGAGGAUGACAUUGUUCCUCAUGUUUUACCUUUCAUUCGUUCAAAUAUUAAAAGCGAAAAUUGGCGUUUCCGAGAAGCCGCUCUUAUGGCGUUCGGUUCUAUUCUUGGUGGUUUAGAAGCUAACACACUCAAGCCUUUAGUUGAAGAAGCAAUGCCGACACUUAUUCAAGCUAUGUACGAUUCAAGUGUGGCGGUUAGAGAUACGGCGGCUUGGACUUUUGGAAGGAUUUGUGAAAUUGUUCCAGAAGCAGCUAUUACUGAAAACUAUUUGCAGCCAUUACUAGAGAGCCUCGUUAAUGGCCUUAAAGCUGAACCUAGAGUUGCAGCUAAUGUUUGUUGGGCUUUUACUGGACUGGCCGAAGCUGCUUAUGAGGCAGCUCUUAACAACGAGAAUCAGCAACCAAAGACAUAUUGCAUGUCUAGAUAUUUCGAUUUUAUUAUUGAACGCCUCUUAGAGACUACUGAUCGUCCAGAUGCAGCACAACAUAAUCUUAGAUCAGCUGCAUAUGAAGCUCUCAUGGAAAUGGUUAAAAAUUCGCCAACCGAUUGCUACAUUACUGUCCAAAAGACAACCAUGGUUAUAUUAGAAAGGUUGCAACAAGUGUUGCAAAUGGAGAAUCACAUUUCAAGUCAAGCUGAUAGAUCACAAUUCAAUGAUCUCCAGAGUCUGUUGUGUGCUACAUUGCAGUCAGUCCUGAGUAAAGUUACGCCAGAAGACGCACCACAAAUAUCUGAUGCUAUCAUGACAGCACUGCUGACGAUGUUUGCGAGCAAUGCAGGGAAGGCAGGAGGAGUGCAAGAAGAUGCAUUAAUGGCUGUAUCCACCCUUGUCGAGGUGCUCGGUGAAAAGUUCCUGACUUACAUGGAAGCAUUUAAACAAUAUUUAUAUGUGGGCUUAAAGAACCAUCAAGAAUAUCAAGUUUGUAUUUCAGCUGUGGGUCUCACUGGCGACAUUUGUCGUGCCCUCAAAAAUAAGGUACUACCAUAUUGUGAUGAAAUAAUAACUCUAUUAUUGGAAAAUCUUGGUGAUCCCUCAAUUCAUCGUUCUGUUAAGCCUCAAAUAUUAUCACUGUUCGGUGAUAUAGCUUUGAGCAUUGGUCCUGAUUUUAAGAAAUACUUGGGAAUUGUUAUGGAAAUGUUGCUGCAGGCCAGCAAAAUGGAAGUGGAUCGAAAUGACUAUGACAUGGUGGAAUAUUUAUGUGAACUAAGAGAGAGCAUAUUAGAAGCUUAUACUGGCAUUAUCCAAGGUCUGAAAGGUGCAGAUGGCGAGAUGCAAGCGGACGUAUCGAUGGUGGAGCCGCACGUGCCGGCGAUGGUGCAGUUCAUGGUGACGGUGGCGAUGGAGCCGGAGCGAACUGACGGCCAUAUGUCCGUGGUGGCCGGCCUCACGGGCGACCUGUGCUCUGUGUUCGGCGCGCGAGUGCUGCCCUUGCUGGAGUCGCGGCCGCUGCUCGAGCUGCUGCAGCAGGCGCGCAUGUCGCGCACGCCGCGCACCAAGAUGCUCGCCAACUGGGCCACCAAGGAGAUCCGCAAACUCAAGACCCAGACCCCCAUCGCCAGCUGAUUUGAGACAUUCUUGUAACAAAGUUGAGACUUAGUGCUGGUAAACUCAAAUUUAAUGUAUUAUUGGGAGGUCAUAUCAUAAUUUACGAGUCGUUAGGUGCAUUUAGAAACUUUGUAAAAAAGGUAAUCAGAGAAAAUUUUAUUCAUAUUGGAUAAGUGUCUCUGAUUUUUGUUUAAUUAGUUUAAUUGUUAAUGCUCAAGUUUUACAAAGCGAUAAAAUUGACUACUUGAUAGAGUCAAUAAUUAAAUGCAUCUAGCGAAGUAGUAAUUUCGGAAUAUUUCAUAACAUUGCCUCACCAUGUUUCCAUAUAAUUAAUUCAAAGCAUUUUCCUAUUUGGUAUUAUAAAUACAGGCAGUGGCUGUGGUAUUUUUACUUACGUGAUGCGAACGAGAGCGUAUGGAAGAUGACGUAUGUUAUUUUAGGCAUGCACAUGUGUAAGGGAUUGUGAAUUUUAUAAAUUAUUCUUUUGUAAAGGACAGAAAGAGGUCCGAAUGAGGAAGUAUGUCCGACGAAGCGUGUGUGUGAUUGUGAUAUAAAAAAUAUUUUUUAACUUAGCCAUGUAUCAAUCUUCUCCAUGGGUUGAUAUUGUGAAUAAGGUUCCAUCAGAGUUCGGAGCGGGACGAGGGACGCCAUAUUGGUGCUCGAUGGCUUUUAUUCAUCGCAUUUAUGCAAGUUUUAAACUGAAAUUUUAUUAUUUAAUGCGUUCACUGCUCAUUUUGUAAAUAAAUUUAUUUGUUCAAUGAUAAAACGUCCAUGACUUUAUUUGUGAUGAAUAAAAACAUUCACUGCCUUUCAGUCUUAAGCUCAGUAAUGUGUACAUAUGUAAUUAAAAUUAUUAAAAAAUAGGAGGGGUAUGACCGACGAGCGACGACGUCGAGCGUCGAUGUUGAGUGGUACAUUAACCGCCACAAAAAGCACUGACAUUAUAAAUAAUUACAAUAUGUUCCAAACUGUAUGCGUUGUUUCACGUUUUUUAUUUAUGUAGAAUCUCAAAUCUGUUGUUUUUAUACAUGGUCAAAUCUAUCAAGUUCUAUAAUUUUGGCGUUGUGUUUUGAAUUUGAAUUUGAACAUUGAAAUAUUUAAACUCCAAUUUUAUAAUGUGAUAUUAAUUGUUACGAAUUUGGUCAAGAAUCAAAUUAAUACUACUUUUCAAUGUCUAUAACGUUAACCUGGUGCCAAUUGUUAUUAUUUGCUAUUGCACUUCUCCUUGAAGGUAAGUAAAGCGUCAGUGCCUUGUUACGAAACUAACAUAAUUUCACAUCGCACGAAUGUUAAACAUUCGUGUGUGUCUAGAGAUUACUAACGGUGCAACUGUUUAUGAAUAACAUAAAACAUUAGAUAAGCCCAAAUCGGAGAAAGUUUCAAUAAUUUUUUACUUAAUUUGUAUUUUUAGAGUGUUUGCUAGUCUGUGAGCAUCACUGACAGGGAUGAUGUUUGCGUGAUUUAUGCAAGAUUUUUUAUGAAGUGUGUUUAUUGAGCCCUUGUACACAUUCAUAUUGCGCUCAAUGAGCUUCGGCGAAUUAACUAUAGGUGUACGAGAGCUCCGAAUGUUGUGUUGCAUAAUAUGAGUAUGGACAGAAGUGUUUUUUUCUAUUCUUCUAUAUCAUAUUAUGUAUUUAUAUACAAAGGAUGAUAGGAGAAUUUGAGUGAGGACUAGUGCCAUGCCAUGAAAGGUUCUGUAUUAGAAUCAUGUAGGCAUUGAGUCGACGAAUACCACCCACUUUUCCCGCGCGAAUAAAUUUUCAACCGAAAUUUAUUUUGUUACAUUUUUUAUUGUUUAGCAUACAAAUAGUUUCCUGUAACUGAACUAUAAUAAUUAAAACGAUUAAAAAAAUUGA
Aricia agestis (brown argus) is the source of this 4592-nucleotide messenger RNA. RefSeq names its product importin subunit beta (gene Fs(2)Ket). Gene Ontology annotation, cellular component: cytoplasm; nucleus. The record is from RefSeq and is a predicted model, not a curated record. Gene Ontology annotation, biological process: protein import into nucleus. Gene Ontology annotation, molecular function: nuclear import signal receptor activity; small GTPase binding. Lineage: Eukaryota; Metazoa; Arthropoda; Insecta; Lepidoptera; Lycaenidae. The transcript has 10 exons. Bases 97 to 2754 code for a protein of 885 amino acids.